Parastagonospora nodorum SN15 is the source of this 1092-nucleotide messenger RNA. RefSeq lists its product as hypothetical. The transcript is spliced from 2 exons. Gene Ontology annotation, cellular component: nucleus. The coding region runs from base 1 to 1092 and encodes 363 amino acids. The record is from RefSeq and is a predicted model, not a curated record. Lineage: Eukaryota; Fungi; Ascomycota; Dothideomycetes; Pleosporales; Phaeosphaeriaceae.
AUGUUGCGGUACCCGGACCAACCUACACCUCCUUUCAACUCUCCAUACCAACAGCAAUCGGAAAGUUCAUCCAUGCUUGAAUCGCCAUACCCCUCUCCAAACCGCCACGACGGUCAACAAAAAUACACUGAAGGCCUUGGUCUAUACGACUAUCACACUUCGCUUCCACGUGGUCUACCUCCAUCUCCACAGCCUUCUGAGAACUGGAACCCACAAAUGUCAACUGGUGUCUCCCCACUAAUGACUGAUACAAUCGCGGAUCCUUGGACGUCUGGAGCUUUCGACCAUCCCGUCACCCGUUCUCCAUUACCUUGGGCGUCUGCUCACAACUCGCCUCGGUCUUCGCUGUCAUCGUGCACACGCGAAAUGUCGGCCUUCUCACAUGACGGGUCCGAGCAAGCUUUUCCUGGAGUCAAGGUCGAGUAUCCCGGUUGGGCUCAAGAGAUGAGAUGGGGGGCUGCUGAACCAGCAGAUAUGCGUGGGUUGUCUUCGUCGCGAAACCCAUCCCUCACAGUAGCUCCCGAGCGGCUCAAUUCCGAUGUGUUCUCGUAUGAGCACACGUAUGGAGUUCAUCCAGUGCCAAAGCUAGAGUCAACGCCCAUGUACGACUACAACAACCGAACCUUUGAACGAGAAACAUCCGAGGACAGCACUGUACGAGAUCAGUCUCGGUCCAACUACUCGUCUAUAAACGUACCAACGGAGCGCGCCCGUAACCGAAGACACACUGACCCUGCCAACGCUCCAUACCGUUGCCCCUCAUGCCCCGACAAAGGCUUCAAAAGGCGAUAUAAUCUGAAUCAACACAUGUUGCUUCACGAGCCCAACCGAAGAAAGGAGAACCCUUGUCCAGUCGAGGGCUGCUCGCAAGAGUUCAGGCGAAAGACGGACCUUGCGCGCCAUGAUCAAAGCGUUCACCAGAAGGUCAGGCCUUACAAAUGUUCGCGCUGUUCCAGAAGCUUUCCACGGAAAGACACGCUGCGGAGACACGAGGACGAUGGAUGUACCCGGCGCAAUCAGGUACCUGUCACAGAUUCGCGGGUGCUCACGCAGCUCCGACACGAUGGGUAUGCACCGGCGACCGGACUAUAG